Messenger RNA from Phragmites australis (common reed), 1646 nucleotides. RefSeq names its product small ribosomal subunit protein mS86 (rPPR1)-like. The transcript has a single exon. The coding region runs from base 115 to 1359 and encodes 414 amino acids. NCBI's taxonomy places the organism in Eukaryota, Viridiplantae, Streptophyta, Magnoliopsida, Poales, Poaceae. Gene Ontology annotation, molecular function: protein binding. The record is from RefSeq and is a predicted model, not a curated record.
GAACGAGAUCUCUCUUUGCCGCUGUGCUGUACUACUGUGAAGAGCUGCUGGGCCCGGCUGUCCUCUCCACUCGCUCUCCUCUCCUCGCGAAACCCUUCCCUCCUCUCCUCCACGAUGGCCGCCGCCCUCCGCCGGUGCCCAUCCCUCCUCCUUCGCCGCCAGCUCCUCUCCACCCAAACCCAGCUCCAGACCCCUGCAACCCCCGUCGAGCUCUCCCGCCUCAAGUCCUCCAUCCGCAACGCCGCCACCACGCCGGACGAUCUCGCUUCCCUCUUCCUCUCCGCCCUCCCCCACCCCGCCUUCCUCGCCGACCGCCCCCUCUUCGCACUCUCCGUCCACCGCCUCGCCUCAGCCGGCCGCCGCGACCUCGUUGCCUCCAUUCUCUCCUCCUCCCUCACCGCCCUCCCCAAGCCCCACCCCUCCGAGGGCUUCCUCAUCCGCCUCAUCUCCCUCUACUCUGCCGCAGGCAUGCCCGACCACUCCCUCACCGCCUUCAACCUCGUCCACCCGCCCUCCGACCGCGCGCUCUCCGCCCUCCUCUCUGCCUACCACGACAACCGCCUCUACGACCGCGCCGUCCAAGCCUUCAACACCCUCCCCGACGAGCUCAGCAUCAAGCCGGGCGUCGUCUCCCACAACGUCCUCCUCAAGUCCCUCGUCGCCAGCGGUGAUGUCGCCGCCGCCCGCGCUGUGUUUGACGAAAUGCCAGACAAGGCCGGCGUCCAGCCGGACAUCGUUUCCUGCAAUGAGAUCCUCAAAGGCUACCUCAACAACAGUGACGAUGCCGCCUUCAACGAACUACUUAAGGAGAUCACUGCUCCCAGAAGGCGACUGAAGCCCAAUGUCGGGACCUACAACCUCCGGUUGGCUGCGCUGUGCGCGAAAGGGAGGAGCUUUGAGGCUGAAGAGUUGCUGGACGCCAUGGGGGCGAAGGGUGUGCUGCUCAACCGGGUGAGCUUUAACACGGUCGUCAAGGGGCUCUGCAACGAGGGGGAGGUGGGUGCUGCCAUGGCGCUAUUCAAAAAGAUGCCAGAGGUGCGCAGGCAGAAGGGCACAGGGGUGCCGCCCAACUUCGAGACUUACAACAUGCUGCUUGAGGCGCUGGUCAACAAGAGCGUGUUUGGUCCUGCGCUGGAGGUAUGCAAGGAGUGCUUGCAAAACAAGUGGGCACCACCGUUCCAAUCUGUCAAAGGGUUGGUUCAGGGUUUGGUCAAGAGUAGGAAGGCCAAACAAGCGAAGGAGAUUAUCAUGGCAAUGAGGAAGGCCGUCAAGGGUGAUGCCAAAGAGGAGUGGGUCAAAGUUGAGGCUGAGUUUCCAUUGGUGCUUGUUGACAAGAAAGAGGAACCAUGCAUGGCAUAGUUGAAUAGGUCGUAAUUCCCGGUUGAGAUCUGUUAUUCGCUUGAAACGGUUUGUUUUAGAUGGGAUUUGCAUUUUGAAUUAAUGGGGCGGGUGAUUGCCAAUGGUUUACUCUUUACUCAUGUUUGCUUAAUUAUGACAUACAGUGCUUCUCAUACCGGCUCUUCGUUUCAAUUGGUUUUAUCUUCUUGUUUUAUAACCUCUUAUUACCUAUAACAUCUGGUGUCUUUCGUUCUGGUUGUUGUGAACAAUCUUGAAUGCUAUACAAAUGGCCGAGCUGGUUUGAUGUA